AGCACAGUGCGGCUGAUACGCGACACGGUGUCUUUCCGAGCCGGGGACACUCAGUGCGGCCAUGCUGAGACAGGACCGGGCAGCGUCCGGGGGAGCGGCGGGAGGCGGCUUCUCUUCACCGGGAGCGGAAGCGGGCAGCGAGUGUGUGUGUGAAGCCGGAGUCAGAGUGGGAGGCAGGCCUGGGGAACAGGUCGAGUUUUAACCGCCGCAGCAGCAACAGGAGGGAGCGGAGCGCGAGAGUGGCGGCGGCUCUCUCAACCUCAGCUUUUUGUCCAUUUGUUCCGCAGUGAGAGCGGCUCCUGGCCCCUGGACUCGGUGAAAAUGCCCGGGGGGCCGUCCCCUGGCACCCGGUGAAGGCGGACGGACAUCCUCCCUGCCGGCUUAUUCGCAAAAGAUUUCCCUUUUAUUUCUUGUAAGAAACAAGUUCAACGUGGAGCAUCCUUUCAAGGAUGUUUCUCCAUCCGCUGCGGCCUGGAGAGUAGACUCCGCACUUUCUUAUUUGGGGAGGAGAUCUGACUUUUUUUUGUGUAGUUGUGUUAUUUAUUGCUCAUGUAUGUGGACUUGGACAUACGCUGAGCCAUGAAGAAAUCUGGAACGUACUUCAGGAGCAAGAAGAAAGCCUCCAAGCAGCAUGUGCGGGAUGAACAAACUGAGGGAAAUAAAGUUAAAUCUGGGUUGGACCAGGGGCGAAAGAGCGAAUCACAGAAAGAAAAGGUGGAGCUUUCUGGAUCAUCUUCAUUGUUCUUCAGGAAGCUGAGUAACCCCGACCUCAUCUGUUCAUCUGGAAAAGUUUCUAAACUCCAACAUCAAUUGAAUGAAGAUGAUGGCAAACUUCAAAGAGGGAGCUUUGGUGGUGCAUUGGGAGGUAAACACUUGCUACCACUUUCCAGUAGCAGUGGACCAUUGACAUGUCAAGUGCCUGGAGAAUCCUCCAACUUGGUGCGAAUGAGGAAUCAAAAUUUAGGGCAGUCAGCUCCUUCCCUCACUGCUGGCAUGAAAGAAUUAAGUUUGCCAAGAAAAGGAAGUUUUUGCCGUACAAGUAACAGGAAGAGCCUGAUUGUGACUUCAAGCACUUCUCCAACACUACCACGGCCACAUUCUCCGCUGCCAGGGCAUGCAGGUAGCAGUCCUCUUGACAGUCCUAGGAAUUUCUCUCCCAAUGCAGCAGCUCACUUUUCAUUCAUACCAGCACGAAGGACUGAUGGACGCCGAUGGUCCCUGGCCUCCUUGCCUUCUUCUGGAUAUGGAACCAAUACACCAAGUUCCACAGUAUCUUCAUCCUGCUCAUCACAGGAAAAACUUCACCAGCUGCCAUAUCAGCCCACAGCCGAUGAACUGCAUUUCCUCAGCAAGCACUUCAGCACAGAGAGCAUCACAGAUGAUGAUGGACGACAGUCUCCUGCCAUGCGUCCUCGAUCACGCAGCCUCAGUCCCGGACGAUCCCCUUGUUUCUAUGACAAUGAGAUAGUAAUGAUGAAUCAUGUGUAUAAAGAAAGAUUUCCGAAGGCCACGGCUCAAAUGGAAGAGAACCUCCAGGAGUUCAUCACAUGCAGUGCUCCUGAGAACGUGCUGCCACUAGCUGAUGGGGUACUCAGUUUUAUCCACCAUCAGGUAAUUGAGUUGGCCAGGGACUGCCUGGCGAAAUCCCGUGAUGGGCUCAUCACCUCCAGAUACUUCUUUGAACUGCAAGAAAACCUGGAGAAGCUACUGCAAGAUGCCCACGAGCGGUCAGAGAGUUCGGAGGUAGCAUUUGUGACCCAGCUGGUGAAGAAGCUGAUGAUCGUUAUUGCUCGCCCAGCACGGCUGCUUGAGUGUCUGGAAUUUGAUCCUGAGGAAUUCUAUCAUUUGUUGGAAGCAGCUGAAGGCCAUGCCAAAGAAGGACAAGGAAUCAAGACUGACAUUCCCCGUUACAUCAUCAGUCAGCUGGGGCUCACCAGGGAUCCCUUGGAGGAAAUGGCCCAGCUAACCAACUAUGACAGUGGCAAUCUAGAAGCUCCAGAAACUGAUGAUUCUAUUGAUGGUCGAGGUGCUGCACUUCACACAAAGAAAACCCCAUGCGAGGAGGACUUUGAAAACCUAAAACUAAUUAGCAAUGGAGCUUAUGGAGCGGUCUAUCUCGUAAGGCAUAAGGAAACUCGGCAGAGGUUUGCUAUGAAGAAAAUCAACAAGCAGAACCUCAUUCUAAGGAACCAAAUCCAACAAGCAUUUGUUGAAAGAGAUAUCCUGACCUUUGCUGAAAACCCUUUUGUUGUGAGCAUGUUUUGCUCAUUUGAGACUAAACGGCACUUGUGUAUGGUAAUCGAGUAUGUAGAAGGUGGUGACUGUGCAACUUUAUUGAAGAAUAUUGGUGCUUUACCAGUUGAAAUGGCCAGGAUGUAUUUUGCAGAGACUGUGCUGGCUUUGGAGUACCUACACAAUUAUGGUAUCGUUCACCGAGACCUCAAGCCAGACAAUCUGCUCAUCACUUCGAUGGGUCACAUAAAGCUGACAGAUUUUGGACUUUCAAAGAUUGGCCUGAUGAGCCUCACUACUAAUCUAUAUGAAGGACACAUUGAAAAAGACGCAAGAGAGUUUCUUGACAAGCAGGUAUGUGGAACUCCAGAAUACAUCGCUCCUGAAGUGAUACUGCGGCAGGGUUAUGGGAAGCCAGUGGAUUGGUGGGCCAUGGGUAUAAUCCUGUAUGAAUUUCUGGUGGGGUGUGUUCCUUUUUUUGGAGAUACUCCAGAGGAACUGUUUGGACAAGUGAUUAGUGAUGAGAUAGCUUGGCCAGAUGGAGAUGACGCUUUACCACCUGAUGCAGAGGACCUCAUCUCAAAGCUGCUAAGGCAAAAUCCGUUGGAACGACUGGGUGCCGGUAGUGUCUAUGAAGUUAAGCAACAUCGGUUUUUCACAGAUCUGGACUGGAACAGUCUGCUUCGUCAGAAGGCUGAAUUCAUUCCUCAGCUUGAAUCAGAAGAUGACACCAGUUACUUUGACACUCGAUCUGACAGGUACCACCAUCUUGAUUCUGAUGAGGAAGAUGACACUAAUGAGGAUGACCGUGUAGAAAUUAAACAGUUUUCAUCAUGUUCGCCAAGAUUCAGCAAGGUUUACAGUAGCAUGGAACGGCUUUCACUACACGAAGAAAGGAAAACACCACCGCCUACCAAACGCAGCUUCAGUGAGGAGAAAGAAGAUAGAAUUGACAAGUUGGAUGGCCUUGGUAGUCUGAAGACCCGAGAUAGGAGCUGGAUAAUUGGGUCUCCAGAAAUUAUCCGAAAGCGUAUGUCGUUGUCAGAAUCAUCCCACACUGAAAGUGACUCCAGCCCUCCACUAACAGUCAGGCGCCGUUGCUCGACACUUAUAGAGAUGCCACACUUUGCCAUCUCUGGAGAGGAUGAGGGAAAGAAGCAGCAAGCAACUAGAACGUGGGAAGAUGUGUCUUUAACUAUUCCAGAACAGCCUACAGAGAGAGACCUCACUCUGGAAGUGGAUGUUAGUCCAGCCACACCUGCUUCAACAAUCAGUAACAUCAGCAGCUCAACUUUAACUGCUGGCAGCACUGCCGACCUAUCUGAUCAGAGGUCUCGCAACAACAGCACUGAAGGAUCAGACUCUUUAACUCCAAAAGCAAUCAGUGACCUAGCAGUUCGCAGAGCUCGACACAGGCUAAUGUCUGGGGAAUUGACUGAGAAGCGCACCUCCAGGCCGGUCAAUAAAGUGAUCAAAUCAGCUUCUGCAACUGCCUUGUCCCUUAUGAUCCCUUCAGACCACCAUACUGGUUCUCCCUUAGCCAGCCCUAUGUCACCACGUUCCUUGUCAUCCAAUCCAUCCUCCCGGGAUUCCUCACCAAGCCGAGAUUUUUCUCCUGCGGUAAACAAUCUGAAGCCUCCAAUCAUUAUCCACAGAGCUGGAAAAAAGUACGGCUUUACCCUUCGAGCCAUUCGAGUGUACAUGGGAGAGAGUGAUGUCUUUACAGUUCACCAUAUGGUCUGGCAUGUUGAAGGAGACGGGCCUGCUCAUGAUGCUGGCCUUCGAGCAGGGGACCUGAUAACUCAUGUAAAUGGUGAACCUGUCCAUGGCCUGGUUCACACAGAAGUGGUGGAACUCAUAUUAAAGAGUGGAAACAAGGUUUCAAUUUCGACAACUCCUUUUGAAAACACUUCAAUCAAAAUUGGGCCAGCUCGGAGAUCUACACACAAGUCAAAGAUGGCAAGGAGGAAUAAGAAGGGUAAAACAAAAGAUGGCCAAGAAAGCAAGAAAAGAAGCUCACUCUUCCGAAAGGUUACAAAACAAGCAACAUUGCUACAUACGAGUCGGAGUUUGUCCUCCCUGAAUCGAUCGCUUUCAUCUGGAGAAAGUGUGCCAGGUUCGCCAACGCAUAACCUUUCCCCUCGCUCACCAACCCAGAGCUAUAGAUCCACGCUGGAUUCUGUACACUCAGUUGGCGGUAAUUCUUCACAGAGCAGUUCUCCCAGCUCCAGUGUGCCCAAUUCUCCAGCCAGUUCUGGUCACAUCCGUCCAAGCUCUCUCCAAGGAUUGGCUCCUAAGCUUCAACGACAGUAUAGAUCACCCAGACGCAAGUCUGCAGGGAACAUCCCCCUCUCUCCUCUUGCUCGCACUCCAUCACCCACCCCACAGCCAACAUCCCCUCAGCGCUCCCCAUCUCCCCUGCCUUCACAUUCUCUGUCCAGUUCCAGUGCAGCACAAUCAUUUCCGGUUAAACUGCACUCUUCUCCACCGUUGGUCAGGCAGAUCUCCAGGCCCAAAAGUGCAGAACCUCCAAGAUCGCCAUUGCUAAAGAGGGUUCAGUCUGCUGAAAAAUUAGCUGCCACUCUCUCGUCUGAAAAGAAGCUGUCAUCUUCCCGAAAGCACAGCCUGGAUAUAUCGCACUCAGAAUUUAAGAAAGAAAUGCUGCAGAGAGACCCCAGUCUACAGAGUUUACAGGAAUCUGCUAAUGAGUCACAAGGCAGCAAACGUGGCCCUGCAGAAAAGGGAACACUAAAGCAACCUGCUGCCAGAAAGAUUGGCAGGCAAGAAUCAUCAGAAGGAAUUAAUAAGGGAAAGCUAAAUGACAAACUAGUAGCAAUAAGACACGAUAGAGCAGAAAGGAGAGAAGCUCUACAAAAACAAGAUGCCAUUCAUGAGGUGGAUAUCUCUGAAGAUGAAAGUGAUGAGGGUUCGGAAGAUAGCCAGGAAGGAAGGAAGUUGCAUCAGGCUUAUGCCCAAACUGAUGUUUCAGCUGUACUUGAAACUGGUUAUAAUUCACAUAAACCUGAAAGUAGGCAUUCUUCAGAAGAUGACCUCAACUCUGUGUUCUUAUCUGAGUCUAAAGAAAGAAACUUAACUGUACUUUCAGAGCUCAACAUUCGGAGGGCAAUAUUGGGCAGUACAGUACCACAUAAAAUAGAACAAUAUCAAGCAGAAGAUUGUUCAAUCAACAAAGCACCUGGGGGAAAGGCUGUAAUAGAACAUGCUGCCUCAGGCAUUCAGAAGAGUGGCCCAAAUAAAACAGAUCCCAGAGAUCUCAAAACUGUUGAAAUAAGACAGCCUCUUAUAGAUUGUGUUACCACUAAGGAUAAUGACUCCCACAAAACUCUCUCAAUGCAAAAAACCCCAGAGGGAACAUCAAACCAAGAGCUCAGCAAGACAGCAGCAUUCAAAAUACAUCAAGACACUCAAACAGCUUUGUUGGAAACUGGUAUUGACAAGAGUAGCUCUCCUCUUAAUCAGAUGGUGCAUAGAAAACCUACAGAGGAUGUACAUCGGAAACUACCAGAAGCAGCCGAUCAACUUGCUGCAUGUUCUUCCAGUACUUUUGAGCAUCUGCUUUUCAAAUCAGUACCUCCUCAUCUCCCAGAACAGUCCCAGAGAAUUGAUGAUCCUAAGAAGGAGAACAUUAGAACUGAGUGCAGACUAAAUGAUGAGGCUAAAGGGCGAUCUGUGAGUAAGCAAAAAGAUUCAUUUGGAAUUGGUGCAAAACAUUUUCAUUCAAAUGUCAAGCAUCUUAAACAUUCCAUUGCAGAGGAAAUGGAAGGAAGAUUAAACCAAAUUGAGCGAAUAUUAAAGGAAAGUGAAGAGCUGGACACUAAAAGUCAAUCUUUACUAAAUAUGGAAAGUGCAGUUGGCUCAAAAUGCUCUCCAGCUAGCUUUGCUAAAACACCUUUUGUUUCCCAUUUAGCUACUGUUGCCAAAAAUGUAUUGGGUCCAGUGAAGUUGGCUAUCCCUGGGAUAACAGAGACUGAGAGGAGGAAAGAAUUAGGUUCACAUGAUUUGGUAGCCAGGAAUGAUAAAGAAGCGCCACAUUUUACCACAUUUGGGCCUGCUACAGUGUCAAAUAUCACAACAUCCUCAUCAAUGCCUGCAAGUGCAAAAUUGCAAUUCGAAGAUCACGCCGUAGUUUGUGGAUCAUUGUUAAAGCAUGAACCAGUCAUAGGGGUUUUAUCUGAGCAAAACGCAGUGCAAGAUACUACAAGAAUUUCAUCCCCAAGAGAACAACACCAAACCUGUGUGGAAAAGUGUGGGAAAGAUCAGUCCAGAAGCUGUCUUGUGAAAAAUAAAGAGCCAGGAGACCAUAAGAAAGGACAGAACUUGCAGCUAUCUCACAAACUUGCAUGUGAUAAUUUCAAAAAAACAUAGUUGAUAAUUCCCAAUUGUAGGAAAAUAAGUCAUCAGCAUCUAACUAUAAAAACCUUUUUUUGGAGGUUAUUUAAAGCUGCAUGUUUGACUUUGUAUCCAUACACUAUUGCAAAAAAAACUCAAUGAGAUGUGUACGAAUAGUUUAGCAUUUUCUUAACACUAUAUUCAAUUUUGGGGACAAGUCCUGUGCUGCCAAUGUGCUACAAUUUUAUUUUUGUUUGGAAGUGAGUUGAUAUUUUAAACAGGGUAGCUGGUAUUAUUUUUCCACUCUAUUGCUAACACCAAUUUCGAUUUCAAGUUGGACCAAUGAUCUUUUUGAAGAUAGCAAAGUGGAUGAUAAUUCCUGUGUACACUGUGAUUCUAUGAGAAAUGCCAUAAUGCACGAGUGAGUACAAGACAUUUAGCUUACAUAUCAUCUCUAUUUUCUACAUUUUCAAAUUUAAGUGACUCCCAUUUUUAAAAUGUCUAUAAUCUGCAUUGACAUCUGUAUAUGUGCAACCCAGGUUUGCCAACAAAUUAUUUACUGGAUUCUUUGUUGUCAUGGUGUUGCCUGAACCCUUAGCUCUGUAAUGUAACUUGUCACUAUGCAAAGUAAUACAUUCCUGCAGAGCAUUUGACAGUGUACUGUAAUUUUUCUUUUUGUAUUAAUGUAUCUGAGAAAUGUAUCUUAUUUAUUGUAAAUAUACAUACGACAGUCUUGGAUGUCUUUCUGGGUUUGUGCCACAUAGAUAUUUUGUUGUCAUGGAGAGAUGUAGUGAAUGUGUAAUGGAAGUACUUUCACAAAAAAAAGUGAGAAGCAUUUAAAAAAAAUACAUUUUCGUACUUAUUUAAUCAGUGCAGAAUGUCACCAUGAACUGUGGUGCAGUAGGGUUUGUUGUGCUGCAUUAUUACUGCAUGUUGGCUUCAACCCCAUCCCUUCAAAUAUACUGAACUUCCUUCCACAUUUCAAAUUACGUAUGUUGAAUAAUAUCCACAAGUUCCAUAAUUUUUAUGGCAGCUUGCUUCACUUUUUAAAAAAAAACUCCCAUUACAACAAUGUAACAACUUUUGUCUUAGUUUUCAGCUGAUGUGAAAGUUUUAAUUUGGUGUUUAUCCCCCCCCUCCCCAGCCACCUUCCCUUUCCCCUGCUUCAUCUUCCCCUGCCACAAAUCAUGUUAUGUUUAUGAUGUAUUGCACUAAUAAAUCUCUGAGCUUCUGCUAGCCUAACAAUCGUAAAUUUGCUUUGUUUUUAUUAGCAGCUACAUUUUGCUAAAUGUCAGUUGGUUGAUCUGAGUAAGUUAGACAGUUAUUGGUUAAUGCCGACUGGAUUUUAGUUGCUGUGUUUAAUCUUUUAAAAUAAAAAAGAAAAAAAAGGAAAAAAAAGAAAAAGGUUCUAUGGACAUUACAGUACUGUGGAGCCUGUGCUUUUGCUCACAGUGCAUCUGACUGAUUUCUUUCUGCUAUAAUGUUUUCACUCAAAGUUAAUGAGGAAAAAUACUUGAAAUAAAGGGGGUGUGUUUACUGCCGUGAAAAGAAAA
Molecule: messenger RNA, 8135 nt
Organism: Carcharodon carcharias (great white shark)
Lineage: Eukaryota; Metazoa; Chordata; Chondrichthyes; Lamniformes; Lamnidae
Gene: mast2
Product: microtubule associated serine/threonine kinase 2
Exons: 29
Coding region: 580-6618 (2012 amino acids)
Biological process (GO): intracellular signal transduction; peptidyl-serine phosphorylation
Cellular component (GO): microtubule cytoskeleton
Molecular function (GO): protein binding; protein serine/threonine kinase activity; magnesium ion binding
Source: RefSeq, a predicted model, not a curated record